Messenger RNA from Exophiala mesophila, 1501 nucleotides. RefSeq lists its product as uncharacterized. Gene Ontology annotation, biological process: nucleotide-excision repair; base-excision repair, AP site formation; base-excision repair. The record is from RefSeq and is a predicted model, not a curated record. The transcript has a single exon. Gene Ontology annotation, cellular component: nucleus. Lineage: Eukaryota; Fungi; Ascomycota; Eurotiomycetes; Chaetothyriales; Herpotrichiellaceae. Bases 167 to 1426 code for a protein of 419 amino acids. Gene Ontology annotation, molecular function: damaged DNA binding; 8-oxo-7,8-dihydroguanine DNA N-glycosylase activity.
CGUCUACGGAGUACAUCUAUGCAGUUGACGAUCAUCAGCCGCCAUCCCUUCCACGAAACUUGCAUUCGUCACACCAUACACCACGAAACGACUAAUCCAACCUUCAUGUCCUCGUCCGUCGUUCUCCUCUCCAUACCCUAACCAGAUUGCGUUUCACAUCCCUGCCAUGACUCGAAUUAGUGAGUGGCGCAAACUCCCCAUCUCAUUGAACGACCUCUGCCUUGCGACCACUUUGCGGUGCGGGCAGUCAUUUCGAUGGCGGCAAUGUGAAGACAAAUCUUGGGCCUGCACAUUACGAGGACGGAUUGUCCAACUAUCUCAAGACUCAGCCCAGGUUAAAUACCGAUCCAUUUGGCCAUCUUCUCUGGAUGCCCCUCCCACACCUCCAUCCUCCGCCCCUUCGACCAUCUCAGACCAACAGGACGAGAAGACCUUGAUUCAAGAUGGUCAUGACGACACCGGUGACCUCCUGCGACAUUACCUGAACCUCGAGCCGGAUCUGUCAAGUCUCUACGCCCAAUGGUCAGCGGCCGAUGCUAACUUUAAGAAAAAAGCCCCCAAGUUCACUGGCGUGCGCAUCCUUCGCCAGGACGCAUGGGAAGCCCUAAUCGGUUUCAUCUGCAGUAGCAACAACAACAUUAUACGCAUAUCGCAGAUGGUGGACAAAUUGUGCACGCACUAUGGGAGAUAUAUUGCCACGCUUGAGGGGCGCGCAUACCACGACUUCCCAGAACCCAUGGCUUUGACAGGGGACAAGGUCGAAGGCCAUCUCAGGGAAUUGGGCUUUGGCUAUCGGGCUAAGUACAUUUCACGUACCGCCCGGAUGGUGGCGCAGGAGCGGGAGGCUGGGUGGCUGGACGGACUGCGCAACCCAGAGAGUCCCAUCUACGGUGGGAAAGCGGCAUACGCGGGCGAGAUGAAACCCGAAGGCAGGGACGGAUAUCGCAUGGCGGUUGAAAAAUUAUUAGAUUUGCAGGGCGUGGGGCCCAAGGUCGCCGACUGCGUGGCUCUGAUGGGCCUGGGCUGGGGGGAGUCAGUCCCCGUCGACACUCAUGUCUGGCAGAUCGCUCAACGGGACUACAAGUUUGGCAAAGGCAAGCAUUCUAGUUUGACCAAAGCCACGUACGACGCUGUCGCCAACCACUUCCGCAAACUAUGGGGUAAGGAGGCUGGGUGGGCACACAGUGUGCUCUUUACGGCCGACUUGAAGACCUUUGCUGAGAGGUUAACAACCAAAAUUGAGACAGAGGAUAAUGGAGUGGUGAAAAAGGAGGACGGCGAGGAAAAUUCAAAAGACAUCAAGACUGUGACAGUCCAGCGAGCAGCUAUUAAAAGAGAGGCAGAGACUGAGGACAAACAUGACUUGAAGUCGAUUGUGCAGGUGGAAGAGGUUUCUGUCAGGAAUAAACGGACGCGACGAAGAUGACACUCAAAUCAUUGUGAAUGGCAUACAUGGCAGGUGCUAGCAUUCGAGACCAGCUAGGAAUGUCAAUGAUACGAG